This is a messenger RNA of Spodoptera littoralis (African cotton leafworm), 831 nucleotides long. The record is from the annotation of a GenBank genome assembly. Lineage: Eukaryota; Metazoa; Arthropoda; Insecta; Lepidoptera; Noctuidae.
AUGCCAACGACUUCUCAAAAUGCAAAAAUUAAAUGUUCGUCUCCGUCUCCUUAGUCCAUAGAAGUAUGGUUGAAGACUGGACGUCUUCACAGCGAGAUCCUGGCUGAACAGAAACUCAGCGAAGGUCAACUUCGGAAACCGGACUCCACCAUCAUAUUCUGGUUGAAAUGCGAACAGAGUGUCCACGAUCAGCGACUCAACUCUAGAGUGGACUCCAUGAUAGAAGAAGGCCUGAUACAGGAGCUCCUGGACUUCCACGAUAAGCACAACAAGCAAAGGAUAAAGGAUGGAAAGCCACCGGACUACACCAAAGGUGUCUUCCAAACUCUUGGCUUUAAAGAAUUUCACGAGUAUUUAAUGCUGUCUGAUGAAGAAAGAAAUACUGAUGCAGGGAAAAAAUUGCUCGAACAAAGCAUAGAAAACAUGAAAAUGGGCACCAGGAGGUACGCCCGCCGGCAAAACAAGAUGAUUAGAGGAAGAUUCUUGGAACAUCCUACAAGAGAGGUACCGCCCAUUUACGAAUUGGAUACUACAGAUAUUUCGAAAUGGGAUGAAGAAGUUAAAAACAAAGCUAUUCAUAUUAUAGAAAGUUAUCUUAAUGAAAAACCAUGUGAAUUUACCCCAGUAAAAUCAGUCAUAGAUGAUGUAAAAAAAGGAAUGGAUGGUAAUUCACACAACUAUUGUGAAGUGUGUAAAAGAAUAUUCAUUGGGGAUAAUGUAUAUGCCAUUCAUUUAGAAUCUUUUAGACAUAAGAAAGUUCUGAAGAAAAUGAAACGUUUAGAAGAACAAAGGAACAGGACAGAAGCAGAAACAAAAAUCUCAAAUGUUUAA